This is a messenger RNA of Candidula unifasciata, 1269 nucleotides long. The record is from the annotation of a GenBank genome assembly. Lineage: Eukaryota; Metazoa; Mollusca; Gastropoda; Stylommatophora; Geomitridae.
ACAAACAACAUCACAGACAUCCCUGCUGGAAGUCUCCCUUCAAAUUUAACAGAAAUCUCAUUUUUAAAGAACCCGAUAACAACAAUCGACCCUACCGCCUUUGACGACUCCGCGAAGACUUUGGAAAGCCUGUCGUUUUCGGAAGCUCUGUUUACAACGAUACCAGACGCCAUUCUUCAUUUACGUGCUCUGAACAGCUUUAGUAUCUACAACACAGCGAUUCGUGACUGGAAUGCUGCCACUUUGAUGAACAUUGGCCCAACUCUAGAGACGCUCCAAUUUAUCAAUGUUAGCUUGACCGCAUGGCCUUCCUGGAUGCAGUACUUCACCCAUUUGACCGAGUUAAGUUUCCAGUCAAACGCUAUUACCGAUGUUCCUAACGGUUCCUUUGACGCGGUUGCUAAUAUCCUGCAGAUCCUUGACAUUUCCAAGAACGGUCUAACAGACACGCCCAAAGCUGUUUCAAACCUAAACGUUCUGGAGUCUCUAGAUCUCAGCUUCAAUCACAUAAAGGACAUCACAUUUCUUCCAAACUCGACAUCUUUAGCUCAGCUGACUUUAAUGCAUAACCUGAUCUCUGAUGCGAACCAACUCAGUAAAGCAGUGCGUCCCAUGGGAAACACUUUGGCUGGUGUGUAUAUCUACGCAAAUAAAUUAACGCAAAUUCCAGAUUUGUCAUUCAUGUCUAACCUUGGCGACAUUGAUCUGUCAGGAAAUCAAAUAUCUGACCCCACUUCUGGCUCUUUACCUAGAAUACUCACAUACCUAGAGUUGGACAAUAACUCCUUGCCUUCUAUUCCGCAGAUUCUGAUGACUUUGCCAGCUGUAGAUUCCGUAGUCAUGUCGUUCAACCGUGUAACCAAUAUCAUAGCCACCGAAUAUCCAGUAUGGAUUGAAGAGCUUCAGCUUGGAUACAACCUCAUCACAGAGUUGACAGAGGAGAGUUUUCAUGUUAAUUCCAGUAUAAAUACUAUAGAUCUAAUGUACAACCCGAUAAAGAAAAUAUCCGAUCAUGCUUUUGAUAACCUCCUGCAGUUGAAAAUUCUCAACUUGCAAGGUACCAAACUGGCUCGUUUGCCUCUUGCACUGGGUUCUUUAUCCUUGUUGAAUUGGUUGGAUAUUACAGACGACAAUGAUCUUGUCUGUACUUGCAUGGAGAAGAGCUUGGCUCCGUGGAUUCUCAGUCGGCAGACAACCAUACUGGCCAGUUGUGGUGAGACAGAUAUCUAUGACUUCUUUGAGAUUUUGAGUCAGUCUUGUCCAGCGUAA